AUGAGUUUAUCAAAGAGACCAUUGUCUGAGGAAAGUGGGAACCAAGGUACUAAGUGGAGACGUUCUUAUAGGGCAUGUGUGAAUUGCAGGUCAAGAAAGAUUAAAUGUGAUUUAGGCCCACUUGAUAAUCCACAUAAACCUCCAUGUGUAAGAUGUAAGAGAGAACAAAGAGAAUGUAUAUUCCCAGUAACUAAAAGAAGAGAUGUUACUGCAAAAAUUAAUAACAUGAAAGGUAGUGAACUUGAAAGAUCUAUAAUAUCUUCGAUUUUACCUGAUGUAGAUAAAAAAUCAUUGAAUGGAGGCGGUUCUGCAGGUUCAGAUUUAAAGCAAAAUAAUAUAAGGAAAAAACCGACUGAUUCGAAUUGGCAAUCUGACAUCUCUACAAUGCAGACUGCUUUAGAGUUUUUGGCUAAUGCAGUGGGGGUUAUUUCAAAGAGUGACACGAGAAGUCUAUUAAAUUUAAAUCAAAAUAAUACUUUAAUUGAAAAUGAGGACGCAGAUGAUAGUAAUCCAAAUAAUGACAAUAGUGAAGAUGUUAGUAGAAGCGAUUCAAAUACACCGAAAAGUAGAAAUUCUAUUUUCUCUUUAAUACAUGAUGAUACUGCUUCAAAGGUAAUAUCUCCAUUGAUGGGGACUAUUGAAUCAAUUCGUCCUAAACCAACAAGAAAUUUGUCAGAUAUUGAAUACAUUGGCCCAAACAAAUUAUUAACUGAAGAUGAAGCUAGAACACUAAUAAAUGUUUUCUUCUUAACUAUGCAUCCAUAUUUCCCAUAUAUUCCUUUACAAUUACAUAAUCCAGAUGAAUUGGUGCGGUAUCCAAUUUUAUUAUGUGCUAUUCUGACUGUGUCAUCAAGAUAUAAUUCAUUUAAUGAAAUAUUUAUCAACAACGAAUAUGAAAAAGAUAGAAAUAUCGUUGUCCAUGAAAAGUUAUGGUUCUAUUGUCAACGACUUAUUUCAAAUACUAUUUGGGCAGAAGCCAGCACCAGAUCAAUUGGUACUAUAUUGGCAUUUCUAUUAUUUACAGAGUGGAACCCAAGAGCAAUUCAUUGGACCUGGUCUGAUUAUGGUAAUAAUCCUGAAUUAACGUGUUUUACGAAAAAUAAUGAAAAUAAUAUGUCUGAAUUUAAAGGUGAGAAGACAACAGGGUUCGAAGCUAUGAGACACAGUGACAGAAUGGCAUGGAUGUUUACUGGGAGUGCUGUCAGGCUAGCUCAGGAUAUGCAUUUCAUUGACAAUAAUUAUAAAAUUUUUAUGGCAACACACAUAUCUGAAACAUUCAAUGCAAUGAACGUUAACCAACGUUCUACUCUUUCCGACUCAUUAAGUAAUAUCAACUUAUCAAUCACCCGUAGUCAUGGUAAAAAUAAUGAUGAUGAAGAAGGACAUAUAUUUGCAGAAAAUUUUGGGAACGAACAAUACUACUUAGAACAAAUACUAAAGCAUGAUAAAAGUAAAGAAAAAUGGAUUAAGUUUUUAAAAGAGAUCAAUUCAAAUAAAUCUAGUGAAAAUUCUACAGUGAUUACCGACGCUGAAAGAGAAUAUUUGAAUGAUGAAUACAUCCUAUAUUACCAAAACAACAACCCUGAAACACAACCAACUUGGGGAAACCAUAGUGUAACAUCCACUUCAUUACCUUAUCCUUUAAAGUUCGCUAGCUUUCAUAAGGCUAAAAUUGAAAUUUUGAGAAUCAUGUCUAUAGCAUAUGAGACCAUUUAUUCUGCUAAAAAUAAGAGAGUAUUGGCCUUCAACAAUCAAAGGCAAAAUUUAGCCGUGUUAAGUAUAUUUUCUCCAUUGAUUGAAAGUUGGUAUAGUAAUCACCAUGGCCUAUUAAAACUAUUCGAAUGUGCACCUUGCGACAUGUCUAAAUAUAAAGAUAAAAAUACAGUCCAGAAACUUUCACAAGCGAUUGAAAAGGAAAGUUUGAUAGGAGAUUAUUACUACUGCCAGCUAUAUAUUUACUCAUUGGCCUUGAAAGUUGAUAUAAAGGAUAAUAAUUUGAAUUUAAGUGAAAUUACAAAGAGUGCAAAGUAUGUUUAUAUGGCUUACAAUGCAGCAAAGGAGAUAUUGACAUCUGCGGUCAGAGUCAACAAGCUAAAAUUGUUAAGGUAUUUGCCUGUUAGAUGGGUUACAAGAAUCCUAAGAUCUGUUGCGUUUAUUGUUAAAUGUUUCUUGCUUUUAACAGAAAGUGAAACUUCUGAGAAUUCUGAAAUAAAUGCAAUUAUAAGGUUAAGUGGAAUACCAGUAGAUGAAGCCUUAGAAUUGAUCGAGACCACGUCUGUCACGUUAAAUGAUGCUUCCCCUGAUGAGUUACAUCUUUGUAAGAGAUAUUCAUCCAUCUUGUUGUAUAUGUGCAAAGAAUUGAGGAAUAAGACACAAAACCUUUAUAUGAACGAAGGUGUUGCAGCUAAACAAGAAAAUGCAGAUGUAAAAGUGGGUAACAAAUCAUUGGAAAAUUUAAGCAGUAUUGAAAAUUCUCAAGAGCCAAUUGAGCCAUUUAUAAUGAACGAACACCCUCAAACCGAACUUCCAAUAAAUACAACAGAACAAAUUGCCAUAGUUGGAAACGAACAUCAUGGAAUUGAACAAACACCAAUAUUAAACCCAAAUUCAAUGUCAUUCCAAGGUGAAGUCAUAGAUUGGUUUUCAUCAAGUGCUGAUAUUGGUCUAGAAUUUGUUGAAUCUUGGACAGAAAUGAUAGAACAAAUGUAUUUGAGAAGUAGUGAUGGGGAUCAAAACAUCCAUGUAAAUAGUUUAUUUGGACAUAUGGACAGAAACUAA
This is a messenger RNA of Vanderwaltozyma polyspora DSM 70294, 2778 nucleotides long. RefSeq names its product Aro80p (gene ARO80). The transcript has a single exon. The record is from RefSeq and is a predicted model, not a curated record. Gene Ontology annotation, cellular component: nucleus. Gene Ontology annotation, biological process: aromatic amino acid catabolic process; positive regulation of transcription by RNA polymerase II. Lineage: Eukaryota; Fungi; Ascomycota; Saccharomycetes; Saccharomycetales; Saccharomycetaceae. Gene Ontology annotation, molecular function: DNA-binding transcription factor activity, RNA polymerase II-specific; zinc ion binding. Bases 1 to 2778 code for a protein of 925 amino acids.